Emiliania huxleyi CCMP1516 is the source of this 559-nucleotide messenger RNA. RefSeq lists its product as hypothetical. The record is from RefSeq and is a predicted model, not a curated record. Lineage: Eukaryota; Haptophyta; Isochrysidales; Noelaerhabdaceae. Gene Ontology annotation, molecular function: ATP binding; protein kinase activity. The annotation marks the transcript as partial. The transcript is spliced from 2 exons. Gene Ontology annotation, biological process: protein phosphorylation. Gene Ontology annotation, cellular component: plasma membrane.
ACGCGACGUACGAGAGAGGCGGCGUGAGCGGCCUCACGCGUCUGCCUCCUCUCGCCGCUGAUGCGCGGCGGCUCGCUCGAGGCGCGGCUGCGUAUCUCGGAUCCCGACCGCGCUGCGCAGCUCCGGCGGCUGGGCAUGGCGGAGCCGCCGAGGCCGCUGACGUGGCGGCAGCGCGUUCGCAUUGCUUGCGAGGCGACCGAGGCGCUCGUCUACCUCCACUCGAAGGGCAUCGUGCACCGCGACGUCAAGCCGGACAACAUCCUGCUCGACGAGAAGCUGGCCGCCGUCCUCGCCGACACGGGCUUCGCCAAGGACCAGCGUCCCGACGCGUCUGUCCGCUGCCGCUCGACCGCCCUCUACAUGUCCACGGGCUACCUCUGCCCCUCCAUCUCCAAGGGGGGCGAGUAUUCGAGCAAGACGGACGGCUACGCCAUCGGCAUCACCCUCCUCGUCUGCCUCACCAACCGGUCCGAGGUGCAGCUCAUCGACCGGUGCGAGGACGAGUUCGAGGAGGACUGGACCGACAUCGACGCGGCGAAGCUCGCAGACGUGGCUGCGG